UAAUACAGAUUAAGACAAUGUUUUUACUUUGCAAAGAAAACAUAUGAUCAUUGAUAUGGUGAAGCUUUCUGUAAGUAGACAUUUUAUUUAACUUUUAUGGAAAGAGUCACCAGUGUCAGCACUUUAACUGAGUACAUUUACUGCCACUGAUUCUUCAGAACAGAGGAGUUAGCACUUCCCAGUUUCUCUGUAACAUCACAAGAUGCAAUUUCUAAUUUAAAAUCAAGAGAGAGGAAAAAAGAGAGUGAAGGAAGGACUGUUUAUAGGCGCUGUAAAUAAGUGAUUGCAGGAAGUAAGUUCCACAACAUUAAAUGUAACUAUAAAUGGUUAAGAGCACAACGUGUUGUUCAUAAUAAUUAAAAAAUUACAAUUGUUGACAAAUUGCUGUGGUAUAAGAGGAAUAAAAUACUUGCUGUUUAUCGUUGUAAGAAAAUAAUCCAGUUCAGGUUGCCAUGGUGGAGUAUUUUCCUAUAACAGCAUUCCUUACUUGUUGUAUUGCUGUAAAUAGUUUCGGUUUGAUUACAGUGUGUUCUUUUUUUUUUUUAAGUAUUACUAUUCUGUCCUCCCAAGUCCUUUUAAAUGCAUAAUUUAUUAGCUGCACUGAAAUAGUUUCUGCAGUGCCUUUUAGCUUAACCAUGCCUUUGGUCUCAAGUUCCUCCCGCGAUGACCAAAAGAGAAGUUUUCCAUUUGCAAUAUUUUUAGGUUUUUUUGCAACAGUGUCUUUUCCCAAAACCCACUUCUCUGUUGGAGAGCUUUUUUAGUUGGCUUUAGAAUGAUUGCAUGGCCACAUGGUUUUCAUGACGGCAUUUCUUUGACUUUUCUGUAGCAUUUUAUGAGACUGUGAUAUCCGUGGAAAAUCUGAGCACAUCUCUGCUGUGACUGUGGUGAGACUGUAUCAGAUCAUAUCCAAGGUUCUGGUGUUCUUCAGGCUCUAAUUGCAGAGCCCAUCACUGGUUUUAGUUGCCCCUUUGCAUGAUCUUUUUGCCACAGAAAUCAGUUGCAUCACUUCUUAAAAUCUGCUUGGCAGAUUUGGUGGCGUAAUUAGAUCUUGGUGCUAUACAAGUAACCUUGGAUGUAUCAGCUCUCACUUGAACAGUCCUCCCAUAGUACAGACCUGAUCCUAAAACAUGUCCCAGAUCUAGACACAUAAAUCUAAUCAUACUUUGAGUUAACUGUUUUAGUGAUGAUUGUUUUUUAAAUUAGUGGUUAGAGUCUAAGUCAAAAAAUCCACCCGACUUUCAUAACUUGAUCAGCCAUGUCCUCACCACCUUCACAGCCUGACCUGUGGUCACCUGACCAGGGCCAAGAGCAUAACAGUCGGGAGAGUAAAUUAAUUUGCCUCCAUUUUAAAUAAUGUAAUAAUGUAGUAAUAAGUAUCAGCUGAUUAAAUAUAACGUUAACUAUUUAAUGCUAACUAAGCGGUUCGCUUCUCAUCCUCCUACAAUACUGUCUUCUUUAAUGAAAGCAAAUCCAACAAGUAGUCAAAAUCACCCAAAUCCAACUGUGACAUGCUGGAUGGUUGAUUUGUUAUGGCAUAUCAAGCUGGCGUGUCAGUGUGGUGAGUUUGUCUGUCAUUUAUAGGAAUUGCAGGAUGCUUCAGGAAGACCUCAUGAGCAUCUUUGGGCAUUACAGUGUGACACUGACUCAUUUCCUGGUUCGGUAAAUUAUACAGCAAGCAGCAAAUUAUAUGUGACAGGUGUUGACAAAGCAUGCACGCCAGCAGCCCAGCCUAGUCAUUAUCUCACUGUAACUGAGAAAUUACGGCCUGUUUUCUUUUCGCGCGCCAACCCUUUAAUAUCAUUACUUGAAGAAUGUCACGGUGGUGCCGUACCCAAAGCGGAGAGCAUGGUGUCAAAUUCAUGCUGGUUUUUGAAAUCUGUUGGCAUGCAGAGAAAACGUGUGUGUGUGUGUAUGAGGAAGUGUGAAGGACACUAACACUAGGCUGAAAUUCCAUUUAGUUGUAUUUGAUCUCUAGAUGUUUUGUUUGCAUUUGGGUCUGUUAUUAAAGCCAGUAAUAUUCAGUAGAUUUCUAUUGCUGAGGCUCUACCGCUUUAAUUUUGAUGCCUUCUUCUUCUUCGUCUUUCGGCUACUCCCAUUAGGGGACACCACACAGUGGAUCAUUGGUCCGCCUAUUUGAUUUGGCACAGUUUUUACGCCGGAUACCCUGCCUGACGCAACCCUCCCCAAUUUUAUCCGGGCUUGGGACCAGCAGUGGGAGUGCACCGUCAUGUGCAACCCAAGUGGAUGGGGUUGGUUCCCUGUCUGAGAAUUGAACCCAGGCCGCGAUGGGACCUCCAGGGACCCUUAAUUUUGAUGCCUGUGUUAUGGAAAAAAAAGUAUAUAACCAAUAUAGUAGAUGGCAAGAUGAAUAAGAGCAUCAAUCAGCAACACUUUGGAAGGACCAUCCUUAAUCUUGACAUGUGAAGCCACUCAAACCACUUAUUAAUGAUAAAAAGAAGAAACCUGCUGAAUUGUGGUCUAUAGUCCUUUUCAUUGAGGUAAACAAUAACAAAGUUACUGUGCAUGUCCAUCCUAAUGCAUUUCCUGUGAUGCCAUUUUUAAAUAUAAAGCUGUCAAAACACAGUGAUUGACUCAUACUUAUGAGUCUCCCAAACACCAAACAAGUAAGAUACAAAUACAUGAUUGUUUGUCAUUACCACAUCCUUUGAACAAGAAUAUGAGGAACAGUGAGAAAACAGUUUUUUUUUUCCCACUGACAUAAAACUUAUACAUGAAGUGACUUACCCUGAUCUAUAGCAUUUCCUUGCUGAUAGUUUGACAUAGUGUGAAUGCUUAAAAUGUACUCUCUUAGCAGACAGAUGGGAAAUAUUUGCUUUUUAUUAUGCAGAUGGUAUCUGUAUUCGGUGUUAUAAAGUUGGAGUGAGUCAAACGUGGUCUAAAAUGCACUCAGCAUGGUUUGUUGCUAGCAAGGAAGGAGAAGUUGAGUGGUUUUUUGUUUGGCAAGCGAAUGCAUUACACAGCUGAAUAUUCAACUGUUCAGUAUACGACAUGCGGUUUAAAUGUCUGUUCGUUGAUUUCUCAAGUCAUUGAAUAUUGUGUCUUUUAAACAUGAAAUAUUACAUGUAAGCUGAGAUAAAACGGCUGGUCUAGAACCUAGAGUUAGUGGGAAUCCAGCCAUAUUGCUUCUCUGCAGCAAUCUAAGCUUUUCACUUUGCAUUGUCUUUUGGAAAUGAAUGCAUUUUAUUUCUGAAAGCUAGUUGUACCUUGCCUGAGGGAACAUCCAACAACUGAACAACAUGGUGCUAAUUAUAAUUUGGACAUCCUGUUAUUAUAUCAAGCUGCCAGUCUUCCUAUGGCUCUUCCUUAGUGUUUUGAAUGAUGUUUACCAUCAACCAGAUAUGUUUUAGGUAUAGCCAUGUCACUUCCUUCAUUCAUGAAUAUUCAUUGCAGCACAUAGAGUGAUAUGAGGUCACUGAAGAGAGGAAUAACCUCAAACUUCUCUCCUCGGCUGUUGUUUUGAGAGAGAGAGAGAGAGAGAGAGAGAGAGGUCAGAGACAGUGAAAAUCCCACUUCUCUUUGGUGACACAGUGGAAGUGCCACUCUCAGCUUAAAACACAAUAGAGCUGACAGAACGGGCGAUCAGUGCUUUCAUUGAUUUUCACACUCCGCUCUGCUGUGACAUGGGACAGUGUGAUGAUGGAGGCCAAAGUCAUCAGGUUUCUCUAUAGCAGAAAAUGCAAAGAGAUCCGGGCUCAGCUGGUAGAACAGCUCAAAUGUCUGGAUCAGCAGUGCGAGCUUCGUGUGCAGCUCCUCCAGGACCUUCAGGACUUCUUUCGCAAGAAGGCUGAAAUCGAAAUGGACUACUCGCGCAAUCUGGAGAAACUGGCUGAGAGGUUCCUGGCCAAGACACGCAGCACCAAGGACCACCAGUUCAAGAAGGAGCAGAAUGUGUUAUCUCCAGUGAACUGCUGGAACCUGCUGUUGACUCAGGUGAAGCGUGAGAGUCGUGACCAUGCCACUCUCAGCGAUCUCUACCUCAACAACGUCAUACCACGCUUUGCCCAGAUCAGUGAGGAUUCUGGACGCUUAUUCAAGAAGAGUAAAGAGGUGGGACUUCAGCUGCAGGAGGAUUUGAUGAAGGUCCUCAACGAGCUGUACACGGUGAUGAAGACUUAUCACAUGUACAAUGCGGAUAGCAUUAAUGCUGAGAGCAAGCUGAAGGAGGCAGAGAAGCAGGAAGAGAAGCAGAUGGGACGUGGGGCACGCCAAGAGGAGCGCCAAACACCACGCUCGCCUGACACACUCGCCAGCGUCAGGCUCGAUGACAAGCCUGUUCGCCGGAGCUCUGUGAAAAAGAUCGAGAAGAUGAAGGAGAAGCGCCAAGCCAAAUACACUGAGAACAAGCUGAAAGCCAUCAAGGCAAGGAAUGAGUACCUGCUGGCUCUGGAGGCGACCAACUGCUGCGUGUUCAAGUACUACAUUCAUGACCUCUCUGACCUCAUUGACUGCUGUGACCUGGGCUACCAUGCCAGCUUGCACCGGGCUCUGCGUACCUACCUCUCUGCUGAGUUUAACGUGGAGACGUCAAAGCACAGCGGCCUGGAGACAAUUGAGAACGCAGCUGAGAACCUCGAGGCCCAGGCUGACAAACAGAGACUAAUGGAGACCUACAACAACAUCUUCUGCCCACCCAUGCGCUUCGACUUCCAGUCUCAUAUGGGGGACCAGAUGGGCUACAUGUGCGCUCAGCAGCCGCUACAGGGAGAACUUCUGCAGAGGUGCCAGCAGCUCCAGUCUCGUCUUUCCACACUCAGGAUAGAGAACGAGGAGGUGAAGAAGACCAUGGAGGCGACUCUGCAGACCAUCCAGGACAUGGUGACCAUUGAGGACUUUGAUGUGACUGAUUGCUUUCACCACAGCAACUCCAUGGAGUCGGUGAAGUCCACGGUGUCCGAAUCGUUCAUGAGCAAACCAAGCCUGGCAAAGAGACGAGCCAAUCAGCAGGAGACUGAGCAGUUUUACUUCACGAAACUGAAGGAGUUCCUAGAGGGCAGAAACCUCAUUACCAAACUGCAGGCCAAGCACGACCUUAUCCAGAAGACCCUGGGAGAGAGUCAGAAGACUGACUAUUGCCUUGCCAGUGGACGGAGGAACUCGACCGCGAGAAAACAGGAAUCUGCUCAGGUCAUACCGCUGAUCGUGGAGAGCUGUAUUCGCUUCAUCAGCCGACAUGGCCUGCACCAUGAGGGCAUUUUCCGAGUGUCUGGCUCACAAGUGGAGGUCAAUGACAUUAAGAACGCCUUUGAGAGGGGUGAGGAUCCUCUGGCUGGAGAUCAGAACGAUCACGACAUGGACUCCAUUGCCGGUGUCCUCAAACUCUACUUCAGAGGCUUGGAAAACGCCCUCUUCCCGAAGGAGGUCUUCCAUGACCUCAUGGCCUGUGUCUCCAUGGAGAAUCUCCAGGAUCGAGCUGCCCACAUCCGCAAGGCCCUUCUGUCUCUUCCCACCAACACCCUGGUCAUCAUGCGAUACCUGUUUGCAUUCCUCAACCAUCUGUCUCAGUACAGUGAGGACAAUAUGAUGGAUCCCUAUAACCUGGCCAUCUGCUUCGGCCCCACACUCAUGUCUGUGCCUGAGGGUCAUGACCAGGUCUCUUGCCAGGCCCAUGUGAACGAGCUGAUCAAGACUAUCAUCAUCCACCAUGAGAGCAUCUUCCCUGGGCCACGUGAGCUUGAGGGCCCUGUGUAUGAGCGUGGAGGAACCACUGAAGAAUACUGUGAUAGUCCACACAGCGAGCCCCCCCUAGUGGACGAACCCACACCUGAUACCGUCUCAGACACCCAUAACAGUGAUGAUGGCUCCUUGAACGUUUCAGAGUCAGACCCCAUCGAGGCCAUCGCACGCUUUGACUACUCAGGCCGUAACAACCGUGAGCUCUCGUUUAAAAAGGGCGCCUCGCUGCUGCUGUACCACCGUGCUUCUGACGACUGGUGGGAGGGACGACACAACGGCGUUGACGGCCUCGUGCCCCACCAGUACAUCGUGCUCCAGGACAUCGCGGAUGGUGGUUACACAGGUCGAGGCAGUCCAAAAGCUGACCUAGAGGCUCCCCAUGAUGGAAUAGAGGAGAAAGUGUCUACUAGAGGCAGUGCCAGCUCUCCCAUUGGAGGCCAUGUAGCUGAUAUCUAUUUGGCCAACCUCAACAAGAUGAGGAAGCGUCCAGAGGCAAGUGGAAUCCGCAGGACGUUCCGGCCGGUAGAAGGCACCGGCGAGGGUUCAUCCGUACCAGCAGGAGGUCUGAGAGGCACAUCGUUGCCUGCAGCUGCUCUGCCAAAAGAGAGCACAGACAAGCGGCCGCUAAGCGCCCACAGUGUCCUCAACUCCAUCACCCGCCACUCAUCCCUCAAAGCCAAGGUAGAGAGCCCUCAGUUCCGCAGAGGCACCCCUGCUGGACGCUCCAAGAGUUUUAGCAACCAUCGACCUCUCGACCCGGAAGUGUUCUCGCAGGUUGAGCACAGCUCACAGGAAAUGAGCACGGCGCUGAGCGAGCUGCAGGAUCUGGACAAGAAGAGCAGCGUGAAGCCGGCGCCCGACGUCGUGCUCGACACUCUGGAGCAGCUGAAGAGUGGCGGAGCCUCCGAACCAUCCAGCCCGCUGCACUCCCGUCCGCUCCAGCACCCGCUCCAGUGCCCACUCCAGCGCAGUGCCAGCUCGGCCAGCGACGUGCCCUCCGCCUCACGCCCAGUCAAGAGCCCAGCACCCAAGAGCCCUCUGUCCUCAGGAACGACGGCCACUGCACUCUCUCCUUCCACUUCCACUUUCCGAGAUAACCGGCCGCCAGCCACCAGACCCAAACCUGCAGUCUUCCCUAAAAGUAGCAGCUCCAGCAGCACCACUAGUAUCCCUCCAUCUCCCCCACCACCUCCUACACCUACCGAUAAAUCCUGCCCGGCUUGAGAAAUCCAUAAAACCUUGCUUUAUUGUGAUUCCAAAAUCCAGCCGCUGUUUUAUCCUGAUUGUCAGUGGAGGGAUAAAUAACUAACCUCUUUUAAUUCAUUCAUUAUGGACAGUAACCUCAAUUCUGAAAUGCAGUGUGUGGAUGUGAGUGUGUGUAUUGUCUGUGUGUGGUCCACAUGCACAUGGUGGGAUUUUUCAGCACUGUUGAAAUCCAAGAAAAGAAAUCUGGCUGGGACGUGAACACUCUCGAUCCCUCUUUAUAAUCUAGGUUUAAUGAUUUUUUUUUUUUUAAGAGUUGUGAAUUGGAUUGGAUUAUUUUGGAAAAUAUGUAGCUGUGAAUAACUCUUAUGUUCCUUCCACUCUCUUUACUUAAAUACUUACUCUUGAGGGAGCUGGACUUUACGUGUGCCAUGACGGAAACUGAACUUUACUGCAAUACUCUACUAUGAACUCCAUAGCAUUGCGGUGGAAAAUGUAUCUGUGUAUUUAUAUGCAGCUUUUUUAAGUACUGAGAUUGUGUCCUUGUUUUCGUCAGGAUAAGCGAUGUUGGCUUGUACCCUCCUCACAUUGGAUACACCUGCAGUUGUAAUUCAGGAUAAAGCCCAAAAGCUUCAGUACUUCUUCUCUGUAGGAAUUCCAGCAUGGCAAUACACACCUACUUUCUUAUUUUCGAUAACUGUUAAUUCUAACUUUUUUGAAUGCUAAUCAGCAGUUAUAUAUAUACCUUUAGCCUGUUAGCCGUGAACUAUUAUUAACCAUUUAUCCACAAGCACCUGGCAAGCUCUCAGGACAAAAAAAAAAAUAAAAUCGCAUCUCGCCUUAUUAUACAAUGUCAACACGUGAAAAGAGCAGUACUGACAGAUAUUGUCGCAUUUGCAAUUUUUGAUCAUCGCAGCGACUUUAUCUUCUCUAGUUGAAUCAGUAGGUAAAAAAGUGGGCGGGACCGUGGUCUUUUUUUGUCCAAAAAAAAAAAGGAGUAAAAAAAGGAGGAGCUGCAUACUAUUAAGUAGCACUCACACUGAACCUUUUCCUUUCUGUUGUCUUACUGGUGCUUGGCACCCAUAUGGAAAAAAAAUUGCUAGCUUACGUUAUUCUUACAUUCCCUCCAAAAUCACAUGCCAUCAGGAAUAAUGUGUGCAAAAGUGGCCAAACAUUCACUUACUGCUGAUGCAUGUAACUCAUCAGUGUCACGUGAUCAAUCAGUCUGCAUGCAACAAAAAAAAAAUGCCUGGUUGGAUCUGAGUGGGAGGGUUUGAAAUCUGAUUGAAUGGGUCUGUAAACAAAUGGAUAAAAUUGUGGGAUUAUUUGGAACCGCAUGUGAAACACCAAACUCUAGCUGAAUUGCAUACCAAUCAGUAGAAGAGAUCUCAAGACACUGGUGGCAUCCUUACCUGCCAGAAAUUAGCUCUUUUAUUGGGGCGUAACCAAUUAUUAGGGAAAAAAAACGAUUCGUGCAAUUCAUUUUUGUCCACAAAGCUUAUGUCUUAGUAAUAUGGUGAACUAUUUUGCCUUUCUAUCUCCCAGCUUGACUAUACAGCAAAUCCUAAAACUAUCACGUUACUUGCAUGGUGGAUAAGGCAAAGCUGUGCUGCUUCUCAGACCCUUCCAUUCUUACACCAGAUUCACAAGCACUUACAGAUUCACAAUAGCCUACUCUUCAUGUUCUCCUACAGUUACUUAUCAGUAGUCAAACAUGACAUAAUCCAUCAGAACAGAGAGUGUUUCUGUGUAUACCUGAAAUGAUUAAGAUUAGGAUUAUAACUGGAAAAAAAAAAAUGCAAAAGUGAGGAAUGUCUUGUACAUUUAGUGACGUAUUUGAUGCAAAAAAAAAAAAAAUGAAUGGUUUCCUUCUGCCUUGCCUGAAUUUAUUUACAAUUCUCGUGGGCCGUUAUUUGGCCUUGAGUUUGCAUCAUGCUAACUGUGUAUCUGUAAGUAUGUUUCUAUGUAUGUUUAUAUGUAUGUAUAGUGUAAACCGCCUAAUGGAGGCAAUUAAUUCACGCUUUAUAUGUCGGAUUGGGAAAACUUUAAUCUCUUCAUAGGAUUUGACUGGGGAUAUACAGAUUUACAAAAUGGCAAACGUUUUUCUUAGUCUUUAUAUGGAUGAGAGCAUGCUCCAAACUGGGAGCGGGUUAAUCCAGCUUCUCAGUUUUUAUGUCUUAUCUCAGUGUUAUUAGAGAUACUGUCAGGCCCAAGCUCUUUGAUGGGUUGCAGCCCAAGGAUUUCUGGAUUCGAGAUUUUGCAACAAACCAGUCUUCUGCAUGUUUAUAUAUUUCCCAGAUCUCUAACUACAGAUUUACCAGGCCAUUUUAUCGAAAAAUCUGAACCUCUUUCUCAUUUCAUCUAGUCUAUUUAUGCUUUUUAAAGAAUUUUUGAAGAGACGCCUUGACUAUUUACUAUAUACAAGCCUUGAUGUGGUGAACGGGAGUAAAAAUAAUGUUGGGUGUGUGUGUUUCGAGGUCAGGAAGAAAAAACAAGCAUGGGGCCAGUUGAUUUUUUUUUUUUUUUUUUCAGGGCAAUGAAGACCCAUUAUUAAAAGCCUUAACAGCAUGGACAUGGUGAGAAACGCCUGGAAACCCUUCGUUAAUAUCCAACCUAAAAGACUAGAAAAAGAUCAGCAGCUUAACGAGGCAAAUUUUAAGAGGUCAUCUUUUCUAGGAAAACUUUUUGGAUAUUAUUUUUCUGUGUUGUGUUGCAAUUCUCUACAUGUCUUAACAGGUGAUUAGGUAUAUCUCCGUGUGCUAUGAUUGGAAAUUUACUCUUUGUGUUGUUCCUAAUACCUCAUAAGGCAACUGGAAACCAAAUUGGAAUGGAAAAAAGGCAUUAAAAUGCAUAAUAGAUAAUUAAUUCAUGCAAAGUGCUUGGUGAGAUGUUCUGUGUACCUUUUUUUACUGUGCUGUUGGCUGAAGUCUCGGUUUACAUGUAAUCUUUAUAUUUUCAAGUCUGCAAUUUUAAAAUCUAUUCUUAUUAUGCACUUGAAUCUGCAUUGUAUGUUGGUGAAGAUUGAGUGAGGGUUUGCUUUUUUUUUUAAUCGUAACUAUUGUUAAAUAUGUAUUUCCUGUCCAUUUUAAACAAGGCUGUAAACUGUCUUGUCAGAGGUAUUUAUAGUCGUCCACUUGAGUAUCUGUUAAUGAGAGAAACCUGUGUUCAGAUGUACUUUGUAUAUACAAUGGUGUACAUUACAGAGGUACAUUCUUUCUCUUUGGUUUUCUUUUUUUGGAAGGGGGGAGGGGUACAGGAUUGUACAGUAAUAGCAAUAGUAGUUUACUCUCAAAUACACCUUAUAUAAUUCCAUGCGUAGUUCUUGUAGUAAACAUUUUUUUAAUAAACCGCUUGCUAUACAUGUCAUUGA
Molecule: messenger RNA, 10267 nt
Organism: Pangasianodon hypophthalmus (striped catfish)
Lineage: Eukaryota; Metazoa; Chordata; Actinopteri; Siluriformes; Pangasiidae
Gene: srgap2
Product: SLIT-ROBO Rho GTPase activating protein 2
Exons: 22
Coding region: 3655-6918 (1087 amino acids)
Biological process (GO): negative regulation of cell migration; signal transduction
Cellular component (GO): cytoplasm
Molecular function (GO): protein binding
Source: RefSeq, a predicted model, not a curated record